UUUGGGGAAGGGCACGAGACCUGGAGGAGCGGAGUUGUAAACUAAAGCGCGUGCAUGUUUCAGCACCAAUACCGCGUGGAUAGCAGCCAAACGGACGGAGCAGAUAGACACAGUUGUUAGGUCGGUUAGCUUGUUUAUGUCGUGCGGUUUUUGAUAGUCGCUGUUGUUAAAUUGACGAAAGAUAAACUUUUUUAGCAGCGGCUGUGGCUCCUCAGGCGGCGAGGCUUUAGCUUUGUUUGCCUCGGCGGCAAAAAAGCUGCGUCUCGAUUGAAAAGGAAGUAUAAAAAUCCAAAUUUUCUUCAACAUUAUUUCGAAUUAGCUUUUAUUUGUAGGGGUUCGACGAAGACCAGAUGGCUGCAAGCUACGGAAAACAAAGGUGAUUUUUUAAAACACUUUUCACCCCAGCCGGUUCGGUCCAGCCAGCGGUUGAGCAAGUGGUGUUUUUAAGCCACAUUCCAGCCCGCUCCCACCGCUUUGCCUCUAUUGUGAGAGCAUCUCUGCCGCCCGUGAUCCCGCGCUCACACCUGCCUCCCACCCCCCUCUCCACUCCACUCCACGGCUGUGUUUUUCGGCUGCUUCGUUGAUUCACUCCACAUUCCAAAUGAUGUGUUCUCGGGUUUGGUUCGUGACCGACCGGCGGAUCAGCCAGGAGUACCCCCAGGUCCAGAUCCUCCGGGCUCUGAAGGAGCGCUGCGCCGACGAGGACGUUGAAUUCCGCUACCUUCUCAUGGAUCAGAUCGUGCUGACGAUCAGCGAAGGCCAGCUAGGUCUGCGAGUGGAGCAGGAGUUGGUGACGUCUUACCCUCAGGUGGUUGUAGUGCGGGUCCCCACGCCCUGGGUUCAGUCUGACAGUGACAUCACCGUGCUGCGCCACCUGGAGAAGAUGGGCUGCCGACUGAUCAACCGGCCCCAGGCUAUUCUCAACUGUGUCAACAAAUUCUGGACCUUUCAAGAACUGGCCGGCCAUGGGGUCCCUCUUCCUGACACCUACUCUUACGGGGGACACGACAACUUCCGUAAGAUGAUUGACGAGGCAGAGCCGCUGGGAUACCCAGUGGUGGUGAAGAACGCUCGCGGCCACAGAGGCAAGGCUGUGUUCCUGGCGCGUGACAAACACCACCUGACAGAUUUGUGUCACUUGAUUCGCCACGAUACCCCCUACCUGUUUCAGGAGUACGUGAAGGAGUCUCACGGUCGUGACGUGCGAGUGGUCCUGGUGGGCGGACGUGUUAUUGGCUCCAUGCUUCGCUGCUCCACCGAUGGACGCAUGCAGAGCAACUGCUCCCUGGGUGGUGUGGGGAUGAUGUGCCCUCUGAGUGAGCAGGGCAAGCAGCUGGCCAUUGAGGUGUCCAACAUCCUGGGCAUGGACGUGUGCGGUGUGGAUCUCCUGCAGCUCAACGACGGCUCGUUUGUCGUCUGCGAGGCCAAUGCCAACGUGGGCUUCAUCGCCUUCGACCAGGCCUGCGGGAUUGACGUGGCGGGGAUUAUAGCUGACUUUGCCCUUUCAACGCUCCCAAGCCGCCUGACUCGGAAGAUGUCCCUACUGUCCGUGGUGUCCAGCACCAGCGAGACCAGCAGCGAGCCCGAGGUUUGCAUGGUGAACACCAGCGGGGGCUCCCUGCCAGAGGCUGUCUGCAACAUGAGCGUGGGUUCCUCCUCCAGCGAGAGCGACCCAGAGUUGGCCGAGCCCUCGCAAUCGUCGCCUCGUCACUCCUCAGCCUCCGACCUCCCCGAUCUUCCCGACGCAGCUUACAACUUUAACACCCUCCUAGCCAAUGAGAUCAAGCUAUUGACUGAGUGAGAAUUCAUUCACACUCCCCCUACGCAACACACAUCAAACACAUACAGUACAUACACUUGUAAAAUCACACAUAGAAAAAAAAAACACUCCGAAACAAAUAAUCAUAAUUUCUGUGCAAAAAAAAAACAGCUAAGAGAAACAAAAGAACAUUGUGACAGCAACAUCUAAACACAAGCCUUCACCUGUUGAGAUCUACGGCUGCUCCCCUGAUUCUCUUUUCUUUGCAUUUUUUCUUGAAAUCCCUUAAAGGUAUCUAAAAUCAGGGUAUGCUCUCAACUAAUCUUAACAGCAUACAGCAUAUGAGAUAUCAGCCAAAACUGGCCUCUGCUAGUGUGUAUUAUUUUAUUUUGUAUGGUUGAAGAAUUUCAUUAAAUGCCAUGUAUUUAAACAUCCUCACAAUGUAAAAAAAAAAAAAAAGAUCUGAAAGGUUCUGCUGACGCGGUUAUCUUUGGUCGAUGCUGGGCAAAAUGAAGUAUUUCUAAGUUGAAUGUACCCUCAAGCUAGGCAUGUCACUCCGUCAGUUACAAUUUAGUCAUAAAGUGUUCAUGAAAAGGGCAGAAAAGACGGGGACCUGAAUGAAGGUGUGCAAACUUUAUAUCAGCAAUUUGCUGUCCUGUUCUGCUAGGACUCAAAAAUUAAAAAAUUAAUUUCCAACAUUUUAGGUUCCAUUGUGUUGGAUUACCAGCAGCAGCCAUCUGCUUUUUCUUAAGGAAAACAUGAAAUGCCUAGCACUUUACUAAAAGCGUUUUGUCUUUUUAUCUCUUAGUGACAUAUUUAGGAAGAAUGAGACCGUUUUUAAGCUGUUUCAUUACCUGAAAGCAAAGUAUACCUCAAAACAGAGAUGUCUCACUGCCAUAGGACAUCCCAAACACAUACAGAACAUAUCAGCUUAGGCUCUACUCACCUUCUAAACCAGGUGUUCCUUCCUCUCAUGUCUAGGACCUAAAAUAUCAUUGUAUUUUAUGUCUGUUAUAUAUUUUUUGUUAUUAAUUGAGAUAUCAAAAUUAGUUUAAGCAUAGUAGUAUGCAGCUGAUAAAACUGGAACAGAGAGAAAAAAGGCCAACUUUGCUGUUGUUGUGAUCUACUGUGGAUAAACUGGAUUGUACAGACCUGUGAUUUUAAGAGACUCAAGCUGCAAUUAGGUUGGGCAGUUGUGGAUUGGGUUAGUUCAGUCAUGUAAUUAUAGAUUUUUAUCAUUCCAUUAAUUUGCUGUUAGUUGUUGAAGACACCCACAUUUUAAAAAAGAAAACAAACAAAAAAAUAUUUCUUUAAAGUUGUAUUCAACAGAUUUUUUUUUCUUAAUGGAGGAAAGAGACAAACUAAAACAGCUGCCAAGACUUUAUUGUUUACAGCUUUUGUUCCUGUGGAUUUUACUUGUGUGUACCUGGUGACAGUUAAGGCAGAUGCAUGAGGUAUGAAGCAGUAUUCCAUGACUUAGGGAACAUUUUCAGGCCAACUCUGAUCAAAAGCACAAAUAUAAACCCUGAAUCGUCCACGUAGCUCUCUUUAGGCUCGUAACUCUUUCUGUUGAACACAACUCAGGGAAGCAGCCUGGAUCUCAGUCCUGACCCUUCCUUAAAACAUGUCAUAAACAUAACACAUACUUACAUGUAGACCAAAAAGAUAAAAAAAA
Cyprinodon tularosa is the source of this 3434-nucleotide messenger RNA. It is a transcript of the gene rimkla, whose product is annotated as ribosomal modification protein rimK-like family member A. Gene Ontology annotation, biological process: protein modification process. Gene Ontology annotation, molecular function: ATP binding; ligase activity, forming carbon-nitrogen bonds; metal ion binding. The transcript is spliced from 5 exons. Lineage: Eukaryota; Metazoa; Chordata; Actinopteri; Cyprinodontiformes; Cyprinodontidae. Gene Ontology annotation, cellular component: cytoplasm. The record is from RefSeq and is a predicted model, not a curated record. The coding region runs from base 602 to 1801 and encodes 399 amino acids.